Molecule: messenger RNA, 459 nt
Organism: Prunus armeniaca (apricot)
Lineage: Eukaryota; Viridiplantae; Streptophyta; Magnoliopsida; Rosales; Rosaceae
Source: the annotation of a GenBank genome assembly
AUGGAUUCAUGGACGGAGGAGAGCUACGCCGAAGACGAUCUGGGAUUCGAGUUCGAGACACUUAAGCUCAUAGGCCUCUUGUUGUGCCUUGCAAUAGGAACCAUCGCCGCUGUAACAUAUCAUUGCCUUGCCGACCAAAGGCGCAUGCGAAACAACAACUACACACAGCAACAGCAAAAUGAACAACAACCUCAGGGGCUUCAAAUCAACCGACAGUUGAUCCCAGUUGUCGAAUACAGCAAAGAAAGCAAAGAUGGGAUUUGCGCUGUGUGCUUGUGUGAGUUCAAAGUUGGUGAGGCAAUUCGUGUGUUGCCUGAAUGCAUGCACUUGUUUCAUGCCGGCUGCGUUGACUUGUGGUUGAGCUCUCACUCUAAUUGCCCACUUUGUCGUACUGAUAUUGAGCCGCGACAUGUCGUUUUAUCGAUGCCACAAUUCAGUGGGGGAAACCUUAGCAUUUGA